AUGGUCAAAGUAAACGUAAAGUGGAACAAAGACAAAUAUGAGGUUGACAUUGAUCCAAAUGAAUCAGUAGCAGAAUUUAAAGCACAAUUGUUUUCAUUAACUAUGGUCCCUGUUGAAAGACAAAAAAUUAUGGGAUUUAAAGGAGGUAUUUUAAAAGAUGAAUCACAAUGGAAAGAUUUAGAUCUUACAGAAGGUAAAAACUUAAUGUUAAUGGGAUCCGCUAUUGAAUUACAAAAGCCAGAUAAACCAGUUGUUUUCCUUGAAGAUUUACCACCAAGUAAAGCUGCUGCCUUAAAUAGUCUUUUACCAUCAGGUUUAACCAAUCUUGGUAACACUUGUUAUUUAAAUGCCACUCUUCAAUGUUUAAAAAAUGUACCAGAAUUAUUACAAAUCAUCAAAAGUUAUAAACCAAAAACCAACUCUAGAUAUUCAAAUUUAUUAAAAUCAUCCCAAAGUUUAUUUAAAGAUUUAUCAGGCGGUAUUGGAGAACCAGUUACACCAUUUUCAUUUUUAACUACAUUCAGAAUGUGUUUCCCAAGAUUUUCAGAAAAAAGUAAUGAAGGUCAUUUUAUGCAACAAGAUGCUGAAGAAGCAUGGAGUGAAUUAUUAACAGCAUAUGCACAAGAAUUACCACUUGAAGAAAAUCAAACAGAUUCACAUUCAGCUGAUUUGAUCAAGAAAUCAAUGAUUGGUAAAUUAUUUGGUAUUCAAGUUGUAGAAAAGUUUACAUGUAAAGAUAACCCAUCAGAAGAACCAACCACCAGAGAAGAAACACUUUUAAAAUUAGCAUGCAACAUUACAGUUGAAACUUCAUAUCUUCUUGAAGGUUUAAAGAAAGGUUUAGAGGAAGAAAUUUCAAAAGCUUCACCAUCACUUCAUAGAGAUGCAACCUACGUUAAAAAAACUUUAAUUAAAGAGUUACCACAAUAUCUUAUGGUUCAAUUUGUAAGAUUCCAUUGGAAAGAUACCUCAAAAACUAAAUCAAAAAUUGUUAGAAUUGUUCAAUUCCCAUUUGUUUUAGAUUUACAAGGUUUAUGUACACCAGAAUAUCAAGCCAAGCUUGAACCAAAUAGAAAAAAAUUGGAAGAUGAAGCCAAUUCAGCACUUGAUAAGAAGAGAAAGGCAUUUGCUAAUGAUGAUGACGAUUCUAAACAAACAGAAAAGAAAGCUGCAGUCGGUGAGGAACAACCAUCCACUUUACCAACUCUAAGUGAACCUGUUGAUAUUUUUAAUAAAUCAGAUGACACUGGUAAGUAUGAAUUGGUUGCUGUUUUAACACAUCAAGGUAGAUAUGCUGAAUCUGGCCAUUAUGUCGCUUGGGUUAAAAAGGCUGAAGAUAAAUGGUUUAAAUUUGAUGAUCAAAUUGUUACCGAAUGUAAUAACGAGGAAAUUAAAAAAUUACAAGGUGGUGGUGAUUGGCAUAUGUCCUAUUUACUUUUAUACAAAGCUAUUAGAGUUAAUAAUAAUGAUAACAAUAACAAUACUUCCCCAAAUAGCACUACUACUACCACAACUACAAAUUAAAACAAUAUUAAUUAUUAAAUAUUAAAUUAAAUAAAAAAUCUUUUAAAAUAUAGAUAUAUAUAGUUUUAAAUU
Dictyostelium purpureum is the source of this 1596-nucleotide messenger RNA. RefSeq lists its product as uncharacterized. The record is from RefSeq and is a predicted model, not a curated record. The coding region runs from base 1 to 1524 and encodes 507 amino acids. NCBI's taxonomy places the organism in Eukaryota, Evosea, Eumycetozoa, Dictyosteliales, Dictyosteliaceae. Gene Ontology annotation, biological process: proteasome-mediated ubiquitin-dependent protein catabolic process; protein deubiquitination; regulation of proteasomal protein catabolic process. Gene Ontology annotation, molecular function: protein binding; cysteine-type deubiquitinase activity; proteasome binding. The transcript is spliced from 5 exons.